GCAAGGUCAAAUAUAAUUUCAAACAAACACGCCAUAAAAUUUGAUAAAAUCUGGAAACCAAAAAAGUAACCAUAAAUGAUGUUUUCUUAUCUUCGUCAUAGAACUCGAACAUUUCCAUUACCUUAAAAUGUAUGAGGUCUUCCAAGGAAAGUUAAUAAAUUUGCUGGUGUAAAAAUAAUUUUAUGCUGUUGCUGAUUUGAAAUGUGUUUUCGCGAUACAAAUUGAAAUUGUCGUCUACAAAAUUUCAAAGCUAUGAGACUACCGCCAUUGCCAACGAUUGGGGAUGUUGUGCGACUGUAUAAACUUUCAGCUGCUAAAAGGCUGUCUCAGAACUUUAUUAUGGACAUGUCGCUGAACCAUAAAAUUGUGCGUUAUGCAGGUAAAUUGGAUGAUUGCUAUGUGUGUGAGGUUGGUCCAGGACCAGGAGGCAUUACAAGGGCAAUACUGGAAAAGAAUGUCAAGCACCUCUAUGUUAUUGAAAAAGACAAACGAUUUUUUCCUGGAUUACAGAUGCUUGCUGAUGCCUCUGGACGCUUGACUGCCUACCAUGGAGAUGUUCUCCGAUUUAAUAUGGACAAUCUUUUCCCUGAGGAAUGCAUCCGUCCCUGGACUGACGAUGAACCAAAUCUACAUAUCAUAGGAAACUUGCCUUUUAAUGUAGCAACUCCUUUAAUAUUUCAAUAUAUGGAAGCAAUUUCCAAUAGAACUGGUGCUUGGAGAUACGGAAGGACUAGAAUGACCUUGACAUUUCAAAAAGAAGUUGCUGAAAGAAUGGUUGCAAAAGAAGAGUCGGCCAAUAGAUGUCGCUUAUCUGUAGAUAUUCAGAAUUUAUGCGAAGUCAAACUGAAGAUGAUUAUACCCGGGCGUGCAUUUGUUCCUGCUCCAGAGGUGGAUGUCGGGCUAGUCCAUUUAAUUCCACGUAAGAAACCAAGGAUAGAUCUUCCUUACAGAUUAAUUGUAAAAGUCAACAGACACCUGUUCCACUACAGACAAAAGAUGUGCAAAAAUUCUCUAAAAACUUUGUUUCCAAAUGACCAACCGGACCUUUUGUAUGAACUGAUUGACGAAGCAAGAAUCAACCCAGAGAGAAAGUCAACAGAUUUUAACAUAAAUCAGAUUGGUCGUAUAUGUCAUGCUUACAACAAAAUCUGCCAGCGUUUACCUUACAUUUACCAUUACGACUACAGAAACCCUAAAAGUAAAAAGGAAUAUGAACAAAUAUGUAAAUUAGAAAAUGAACUUCAGUAUGGACUGGUUGAUAAACUAGAUUUUGAUGAAUCUACUGGAAAUAGGUCACAUAGUGAAAGUAGUGCAAAUGGUAAUACUGAUGAAUUAGACACACAUGGAGAAGUUGUUUCAUGAACAACAGGCAUUGUUUAUGUUUCACAAGGUCUUUCAGAAAUGAAUAUAUUUUGAAAUACA
Mercenaria mercenaria is the source of this 1422-nucleotide messenger RNA. Its product is annotated as dimethyladenosine transferase 1, mitochondrial-like. The record is from RefSeq and is a predicted model, not a curated record. The coding region runs from base 253 to 1362 and encodes 369 amino acids. Gene Ontology annotation, cellular component: mitochondrial matrix. The transcript is spliced from 4 exons. Gene Ontology annotation, molecular function: rRNA (adenine-N6,N6-)-dimethyltransferase activity; mitochondrial transcription factor activity. Gene Ontology annotation, biological process: transcription initiation at mitochondrial promoter; rRNA methylation. NCBI's taxonomy places the organism in Eukaryota, Metazoa, Mollusca, Bivalvia, Venerida, Veneridae.